Messenger RNA from Lachnellula hyalina, 3786 nucleotides. It is a transcript of the gene rpb2, whose product is annotated as DNA-directed RNA polymerase II subunit. Lineage: Eukaryota; Fungi; Ascomycota; Leotiomycetes; Helotiales; Lachnaceae. Gene Ontology annotation, molecular function: ribonucleoside binding; DNA binding; DNA-directed RNA polymerase activity. Gene Ontology annotation, cellular component: RNA polymerase II, core complex. The record is from RefSeq and is a predicted model, not a curated record. Bases 1 to 3786 code for a protein of 1261 amino acids. The transcript has 3 exons. Gene Ontology annotation, biological process: DNA-templated transcription.
AUGGCGGAAUAUGAAGAAGGCUACGAGUAUGAUGAUUACGGAGAGGAGGAUGCGGGUAUCACGGCCGAGGACUGCUGGACGGUCAUUUCGUCGUUCUUUGAGGCGAAAGGUCUGGUCUCACAGCAGCUGGAUUCCUUUGACGAAUUCGUUUCUACGACCAUGCAGGAGCUUGUAGAGGAGGGUUCGCAGCUCACUCUCGACCAAAAUAACCCUCAGGCCACUGAUGACAACGACAUUGCCCUUCGACGAUAUGAGAUUAAGUUUGGGACCAUUUUGCUGUCGCGUCCAGCGAUGACUGAAGGUGAUGGAUCGACACAGGUCAUGCUGCCUCAAGAAGCAAGACUGCGGAACCUGACCUACGCGAGCCCUCUAUAUAUCGAAAUGACUAAGAAGGUCUCUGUAGCUGUUGAACGCUCUGUUCCCCUUAACGAGCUCGACGAAGAGCAGGAGGCUGAGAUGGCAAGGACGGGCGAACAUCCAACAAGACUUGUCUGGGAAAACGAGGACGGCGACUCCGAGGAAGGCGAGAAGUCCGAGAAGCCGCCUGACCGAGUCUAUAUCGGGAAGCUGCCAAUUAUGCUGAAGUCAAAGUACUGUAUCUUGAGGGACCUCGACGAAGAUGAUCUCUAUGCUUGGAAUGAAUGUCCAUAUGAUCAGGGUGGCUACUUCAUCAUAAACGGCAGCGAGAAAGUCUUGAUUGCGCAAGAGCGAAGUGCUGCCAAUAUCGUCCAGGUCUUCAAGAAAGCACCCCCGAGUCCAACUCCUUUUAUUGCUGAGAUUCGGAGUGCCCUUGAGAAAGGAUCUCGCCUCAUCUCUUCAAUGACUAUCAAGCUUUUCGCCAAGGGUGACGGGCAAAGAGGAGGCUUUGGACAAACCAUUAAAUCCACACUACCAUAUAUCAAGACUGAUAUUCCGAUUGCUGUUGUUUUUCGCGCUCUCGGUGUUGUUUCCGAUGAGGAUAUCCUGAACCACAUAUGCUACGAUCGCAACGACACUCAAAUGCUGGAAAUGCUGAAGCCGUGUAUCGAGGAAGCAUUUGUCAUUCAAGAUCGAGAGGUCGCUUUGGAUUUCAUUGGGAAGCGUGGGACUGGUACCACCCUGACUCGAGACAAGCGUGUGAAGCAUGCUCGUGAUAUCAUGCAAAAGGAAUUGCUUCCUCACAUCUCUCAGAAAGAGGGAAGCGAGACUCGAAAAGCAUUCUUCCUUGGCUACAUGGUUCACAAGAUGUUGCAAUGCGCCCUUGGGCGACGAGAGACUGAUGAUCGAGAUCAUUUCGGGAAGAAGCGCUUGGAUCUUGCAGGACCACUGCUGGCCAAACUCUUUCGAACUUUGUUCCGUAGAUUGACAACAGAUGUUUACAAAUACCUCGUGAAGUGUGUCUCGGAAAACAAGGAAUUCAACCUCACACUUGGUGUGAAGUCCACGACUCUCUCGAACGGUCUCAAAUACUCUCUGGCUACCGGAAACUGGGGUGAUCAAAAGAAAGCAGCAAGCUCGACCGCUGGUGUUUCUCAGGUGCUCAACAGAUAUACAUUUUCGUCCACACUUUCGCAUUUGCGCCGCACGAACACGCCUAUUGGCCGUGAUGGAAAGAUUGCUAAACCACGACAACUGCACAAUACUCAUUGGGGUCUGGUGUGUCCUGCCGAAACACCCGAAGGACAAGCUUGUGGACUUGUCAAGAACUUAGCUCUAAUGUGCUAUGUCACCGUUGGUACGCCUAGCGACCCAAUUAUUGAGUUUAUGAUUCAAAGAAACAUGGAAGUUUUGGAGGAGUAUGAGCCCUUACGGUCUCCAAACGCCACAAAGGUCUUUGUAAACGGUGUCUGGGUUGGUGUGCAUUCGGAUCCUGCACAUCUUGUGAAAACGGUGCAGCAUUUGAGACGAUCGCAUUUGAUCUCUCACGAAGUUUCCUUGAUUCGAGAUAUUCGAGACCGAGAAUUCAAAAUCUUCACUGAUGCAGGCCGAGUUUGCAGACCACUGUUCGUCAUCGACAACGAUGUGGACAGCGCGAACAAGGGCAAUCUGGUUUUGAAUAAGGAGCAUGUCCGAAGGCUCGAAGACGAUCAGACAAUGCCUGCGAAUAUGGACGCGGAUCAGAGAGCCAAUGCAGGUUAUUACGGCUUCCAGGGCUUAAUCAAUGACGGUGUUGUCGAGUAUGUGGAUGCUGAGGAAGAGGAGACUGUGAUGAUUGUGAUGACCCCCGAAGAUUUGGAUAUUUCUCGGCAAUUACAAGCUGGGUACCAAAUCAGGCCCGAUGACAGCGGGGAUCUGAACAAACGUGUGAAAGCACCAAUGAACCCUACUGCUCAUAUUUGGACUCAUUGCGAGAUUCAUCCCAGUAUGAUUUUGGGAAUUUGCGCAAGCAUUAUUCCCUUCCCAGAUCAUAAUCAGUCUCCUCGUAAUACCUACCAGUCUGCUAUGGGCAAACAAGCUAUGGGAGUGUUCCUCACCAACUUUGACCAGCGCAUGGAUACUAUGUCAAACAUCCUUUACUACCCCCAGAAGCCUCUUGCUACAACUCGCUCUAUGGAGUUCCUUAAAUUUAGAGAACUCCCUGCUGGCCAGAAUGCCAUCGUUGCUAUUGCUUGUUAUUCGGGAUACAACCAAGAAGAUUCCGUUAUCAUGAACCAGAGCAGUAUCGAUCGAGGGCUGUUCCGAAGUCUAUUCUACCGUGCCUACACCGAUCAAGAAAAGCGUAUCGGCAUGAAUGUUGUUGAGCAGUUUGAGAAGCCAUACAGAGCCGAUACUCUGAAGUUGAAGCAUGGAACUUACGAUAAACUUGACGAGGAUGGAAUCAUUGCACCUGGUGUUCGUGUUUCUGGAGAGGACAUCAUUAUUGGAAAGACUGCUCCUAUGGCACCGGAUGCUGAAGAACUUGGACAACGUACCAAGGCCCAUACGAAGCGUGAUGCCUCCACUCCUCUUCGAAGUACUGAGAAUGGCAUUGUUGACCAAGUUCUCAUCACAACCAAUUCUGAAGGUCUUCGAUUCGUCAAAGUGCGCAUGCGCACAACCAAGAUUCCCCAAAUCGGUGAUAAGUUCGCUUCUCGUCACGGUCAAAAAGGUACCAUUGGUAUUACCUACAGACAAGAGGACAUGCCCUUCACCAGACAGGGUAUCGUACCUGAUAUCAUCAUCAAUCCUCACGCUAUUCCGUCUCGUAUGACCAUUGCCCAUUUGAUCGAGUGUCAGUUGAGCAAGGUCUCCACUCUUCGAGGUCUUGAAGGUGACGCCACACCUUUCACCGAAGUCACUGUCGACUCAGUCUCGAAGCUCCUUCGCGACCAUGGGUACCAGUCUCGUGGGUUCGAGAUCAUGUAUCACGGGCAUACUGGUCGCAAAAUGAUGGCCCAAGUCUUCCUUGGACCGACCUAUUACCAGCGCCUGCGACACAUGGUCGAUGACAAGAUCCAUGCUCGUGCCAGAGGACCAGUGCAGAUUUUGACCAGACAGCCUGUGGAAGGUCGUGCAAGAGACGGUGGUCUACGUUUCGGAGAGAUGGAGCGUGAUUGUAUGAUCUCGCACGGAGCUGCGUCUUUCUUGAAGGAGAGAUUGUUCGAGGUAUCGGAUGCCUUCAGAGUUCACGUCUGUGAAAUCUGUGGGCUGAUGACUCCAAUCGCGAAACUCUCGACGCAAAGUUUCGAGUGUCGACCUUGCAAGAACAAGACCAGAGUCUCGCAAAUCCACAUUCCAUAUGCCGCGAAACUGCUCUUCCAAGAGUUGGCUUCCAUGAACAUUGCGGCCAGGAUGUUCACCGAGAGAUCUGGGAUAUCGAUCCGCUGA